Diceros bicornis minor is the source of this 657-nucleotide messenger RNA. Its product is annotated as olfactory receptor 1J2-like. The transcript has a single exon. NCBI's taxonomy places the organism in Eukaryota, Metazoa, Chordata, Mammalia, Perissodactyla, Rhinocerotidae. Gene Ontology annotation, molecular function: G protein-coupled receptor activity; olfactory receptor activity. The coding region runs from base 1 to 657 and encodes 218 amino acids. Gene Ontology annotation, cellular component: membrane. Gene Ontology annotation, biological process: G protein-coupled receptor signaling pathway. The record is from RefSeq and is a predicted model, not a curated record.
AUGUCUGAGUUCCUCCUCCUGGGGCUCCCCAUACAGCCAGAGCAGCAGGGCAUGUUCUUUGCCCUGUUCCUGGGCAUGUACCUGAGCAUGAUGCUGGGGAACCUGCUCAUCACCCUGCUCAUCAGUCUGGACUUUCACCUCCACACCCUCAUGUACAUCUUCCUCAGCCACUUGGCAUUCACUGAUGUCUCUUUUUCAUCUGUCACAGUCCCUAAGAUGCUGAUAAACGUGCAUAUUUGGGAUCAAUCAAUCCUCUAUGCAGAGUGUGUAACACAAAUGUAUUUUUUCUUAUUUUUUGUCUCUAUUGAUAACCUUCUUAUUGCAGUGAUAGCAUAUGACAGGUAUGUGGCCAUUUGUCACCCACUACACUACACCACCAUCAUGAGGGAGGAGCUGUGUAUAUUUCUGUUAGCUGGAUCUUGGCUCCUCUCUUGUGCUGGUGCCCUGUCCCACACUCUCCUCCUGGCUCAACUGUCCUUCUGUGCUGACAACACCAUCCUGAACUUCUUCUGUGACCUUGCUGCCCUGUUUAAGCUCUCCUACUCAGACACUUCCCUCAAUGAGAUUUUUAUCUUCACUGUUGGGGAAUUGGUCAUUAUCCUGUCAUUUAUUGGUGUCCUGCUCUCUUUUAUGCCCACAUUGGGGCCACCAUCAUGA